AUGAGUGAUACCGAGGGUCAACCCGAGCGGAAAGAUCAGCUCAAACCCCAGAAUCACCAAGAACAUGAGGACCACCCCGAGCGUGAGCACCACCCCGAGCGUGACACCGAGGUAAACGAGCCUAUCAACUUCGAAUGGACUCCCGAACUCGUGAAGAUUGCAACGUCUCGCGGCACAAUACAUCCGUCAAUUGGUCCCCUCGAAUUCUAUAACGGCUUCCCGACAUGUGAGUAUCGGCCCGGCAUGACCCUGCCUGACCCUGCCGAUACGCGUGAGUGUCUGAGGUGGGCUGGACUGUCCGACAAGAAGAUAUCAGAGGUGGAACAGAAGUUCAACGAACUACAUCCAGAUUAUAAAGGACCCAGCUGUGGAUAUGAUGAGAAAUUUCAAUAUCAUGCACAUGCCUACAAUGAAAUUACAUUCCCUAAGAUUGAGGAAAUGUUGCACAUUUUCAUUCAAGGAAUGCAUGAAGACCUCGAUGAGGUUGAAGAAACUCAUAAGGCAUACAUCGAAAAGGGCAUCCAGCUAGGACUCCGACCAGAAUUUGCGAUAUUCUGUGGGCUACAUAAGGAUGAUUCCCGAGCUAUUGAAAACCCCGAUCUAUUCGAGAAAGACUGGUUUUGGAUGAGCCCAGCAAGCAUCAUGACUGAUACUCUCAUCCCGCUUUGGAUGAACCUUAAGGAAUUCAUGGCGACGAGAUUGUUAUACGAGGGGAAGGCAUGGUCGGGUCAUGGAAGAUGGCUGGUCCAUGACGGAGAAACUAUGGAUCAAGCUAAAGCGAGAGUAGAUGAUCGAGAGCUUCAGAGGCUAAAAGAGCAAGCGAUAAAGGAGAACGAGGAAAAGUUGGAACGUUCUAAGCAGCGGAAAGCCAAAGAGCACGAGGAAGACUUGGCAAGAUGGGCAGAAGAAGAUAGACAGGAGGCGGAGAUGCUGAAGCAAAAAAAGCACAGACAAAACUGCCCAGCAGAAGGAUCAGGAAGGAACGCA
Penicillium mononematosum is the source of this 987-nucleotide messenger RNA. RefSeq lists its product as uncharacterized. The annotation marks the transcript as partial. The record is from RefSeq and is a predicted model, not a curated record. Lineage: Eukaryota; Fungi; Ascomycota; Eurotiomycetes; Eurotiales; Aspergillaceae. The transcript is spliced from 2 exons.